Molecule: messenger RNA, 2033 nt
Organism: Vigna unguiculata (cowpea)
Lineage: Eukaryota; Viridiplantae; Streptophyta; Magnoliopsida; Fabales; Fabaceae
Molecular function (GO): S-adenosylmethionine-dependent methyltransferase activity
Source: RefSeq, a predicted model, not a curated record
AUCUUCAACAAAGCCACCGAGUAAUCCUAAUGAACUCCUUCUCUUUCUUCUUCAUCACUGUUUCAUAGAACUCAGACAAACCCACCGGAGACAUGAAUUCCCGUUUUGCCCCUCUCUCCUUGUCAAUUCCUUCCCUCACAAAUUCACCUUCUCUCAUCGGCGCUAACCACACCUCCGCGCGCUUCUGCUCCCGAUAAAUUGAAGAAACAUUCAAACAUCUUUUCAUUUAAUUCAUUUUUUUUUCUCGUAAUUAUUAUUUUCUUGAAUAGAAGUGCACAAUCUGUUUCCAUGGAGCCUGCUACAGGGAAGCCUGGCUGUCUCAGAAACGUUCUGACACGGUUACUCAUCUUCGGCCUUCUUAUUGUCAUCGUACGGUUCGCUUACGUCAUCACCCUCGCCGGCGAGUCCUGCACCCUCGGCGACUUCUGCUUCUUCUCCCCGCCGCUGAAUCUCGCUAUUGCCGGAACCAGAUCCGGCGCUCUCGCCGUUCGCUCCGCCUCCGGCGGCGCGGCGGCACCCGAGCGCUACGCCAGCAAGGAUUGGAUCAGCGGCGUUCGGUUUUACUCGUCUGUGUUCCAGGACCUCAUCGCUGGUGGCUUCCUAUCGCCGGCGGCGAAGUCGCUCUGCCUUGAGACGCCGACCGGGCGCGACGUCCUCGCGCUGCGCGAGAUCGGCGUGACGGACGCCAUCGGUAUUUCGAAGAAGGCGUCGCCGCCGCUGGUAAAGGCCGGCGAUGCUCGCCGGAUUCCGUUCGCGAACGGCACGUUCGACUUCGUGUUUGCAGGUGACGGCGCGCUAGAGAGAUCGCCGCGGCCGGCGGAGUUCGCGGCGGAAAUUGCUCGGACGCUCAAACCCGAAGGGUUUGCCGCGUUCCAUGUAAAGGCCAAUGAUACUUACAGUUUUAAUUCAUUCGUUGAUUUGUUCAAUUUUUGUUGCAAUGUGGUGAAAAUAAACGAGGUAAUAGGGUUUGAUUCAUCGAUGUCUCGGGUGAGAGAACUCGUCGUGAAGAAAGAGCGUUAUGGAGUUGGUUCUGAUUCCAAUUCCAAUUCCAAUUCCAACUCCAAUGGAAAAUGCUCUGUUCCGGAGUACAAGAAAAAGUUGGUUAGAAACGCUGAGGCGUUAAUUGAAGAGGAGCCACUAAAGCCAUGGAUCACUCUGAAGAGAAACGUGAAGAACAUAAGGUACCUUUCUUCAAUGGUCGAUAUAAGCUUUAAGGAUAGGUACGCGUACGUUGAUGUUGGAGCUAGAAGCUAUGGUUCUAGUAUUGGGAGUUGGUUUAGGAAACAGUACCCGAAACAGAACAAGACCUUUCAUGUGUAUGCCAUUGAGGCUGACAAAACGUUUCAUCAGGAGUAUGGUUUGAAAAAGGGGGUUACUCUGUUGCCUUAUGCUGCAUGGGUUAGGAAUGAAAGUUUGGUAUUUGAGAUUAACCGUGGCCCUGGGGAGAAGGAUCAGGGUAAGGGUAGGGGCAUGGGGAGGAUUCAACCAUUGCAGUCUUCGAGUGGUUUUGAUGGUGGUGAGGUUGAGAGAAUUCCUGGGUUUGAUUUUGCUGACUGGUUAAAGAACACGUUUUCGAAGAACGAUUUUGUUGUGAUGAAGAUGGAUGUGGAGGGUACGGAAUUCGAUUUGAUUCCCAGGUUGUUUGAAACUGGGGCCAUAUGUUUAGUGGAUGAGAUUUUUCUUGAGUGUCAUUACAAUAGGUGGCAGAGGUGUUGCCCAGGACAGAGGAGUCCCAAGUAUGAGAGAACUUAUGAUCAGUGCUUGCAGCUCUUCACUUCUCUCAGACAGAGUGGAGUUCUUGUUCAUCAAUGGUUUUAACUAGUAAAAUAGCCCCAAACCCUAUAUAUACGUUCUGUACCAUUCUUGUUUUACUGUUAGCUUCUGCAUGUUUCUUCUUCAUAGUUUUCUUAUUUCUUCCCCAGCCAAUAGAGAGAGAUGGACAAAGACACCGUACUUUAACUUUUAAAUUUCAUUACAUGUAACAGUAGCAAAUGAAAAUGAAAACCAUCCCAUUACAACACUUGUAUUUGUUA